Molecule: messenger RNA, 981 nt
Organism: Suillus clintonianus
Lineage: Eukaryota; Fungi; Basidiomycota; Agaricomycetes; Boletales; Suillaceae
Exons: 2
Coding region: 1-981 (326 amino acids)
Source: RefSeq, a predicted model, not a curated record
AUGACAGCUGAGGACAUUGAAAGUCAAGCCUCUGUAAUGCUUCAGGUGGUCAACGACUUCUAUCAAGGCAUCAUGCGGAUUCAGAUCCCUCCCUACGUCACUUUCAUUUUCCCAAGAUAUACCGAACGACUCCGUGGCAAUUACUGGUGGGGAUUAAUGCCUGAUUAUAAUCUUCCCGUCAUACAAUUCACAUUCUUGCAAAAACUCGAGCACUGCAAGGCUUUGCGAGAUCCAGGCCAUGAAUUCCUCAUCGCGUACUUCACCGCAGAGCUAUACGGCAAAAGCCUCCAAACAAGUCUAAUAAUAGACCGUUGUCCAGAUCAAUCAGAUCAUAAUAUCGACUUCUGGUGCACAAAAUAUUCAUUCAAAUGGUUUUGUCCGCACACAACCCCAACUCCAACAUCCUCCGGUGACAACAUCCAAGGUACAUCCGGAGGGUGCGCGGAACCUGUCGAAUCCAUGGACCGUAUCAUGAUACCCCCGUAUGGAUUAUGGCGUGGGCUCAAACCCCUAGCUGAAGGAGCGUUCGGAAGCUACAAAGUACUCAGCACCCUCAACGAGACCCGCUCCAUGAAUUUAGCACAAUUUGCUGCGCUGAUUGAGGUUAUCGACGACUUUGCACCCUGGUACACGCAGACAAUGCACCAGUGUUCUUGGUUUGCCUUGCUAGUCUUCUCCCUGGUCAAGGAUGAGGCAGGCGGCGAAGAAACUCCCGGGGAGGAUAUAGACGAACGAGGUACACGGCUAGGUAUGACACUAUUGGAAAAUAUCCACGAUGACGAGGAGGCAGCAAUUACACAUCUUGGUAGACCUAUUUUGAAGACGGGGCUACGUCCAAGUGAAGUUGGAGUUCCCGUGUUCCAUGCUAGCUCGAUCCCCAGGAGGAAGGUUGAUGAAGCAACUAGGUUGCGGGAAGAGAACGCUCGGUAUUUGAUGGACGCACUGGGGUAUUUAUAUGCUCUAUGGUCACCUUCAUUCUAG